ACACAACCCAGAGGACGCGGGACGGGAUUUCGGAAGCUGACGGGUUUGCAGGCUUGGCCAUGUCCCACGUGUCCAGACCUGCCUUCAGCGGGGCCGAGGGUCCCGAGGGACACCCGCAGCAGUCCCAGCCCCUUGGGCACCCGCUGGGUGUCGCGGCGGGGCUGAGCAUGGGGACCGGCGACGCGGCGGAGUCUGUCAUCGACCCUGACAUGGUGGCCUUGUUCGAGGAUUUCCUGGGGAAAGAGGUCUCGGAGGAGGCGACGAUGUCCUCGGCGGGGGUGCAUCCCCUGGCACAGCCCUACCACUACGUGGUGCGGGACACGGAGCAGAACGGGCUCUGCCUGCACAACGGGCACCUGGUGGCCACCAGACUGCAGGGUGCCAACGCCGCCCAGGAAGAACCCAUCAGCGUGGUGCCCAACCAGUACCUGGAGCGCCGGCGCCUCCCCCUCAUCGUGGGCAUCCGUGGUGGCACCCAGGCCCUCUCCUGCGGCACCGGUCCCAAGCCCCAGCUGAAGCUGGAGGAGGUGGGGCUGCUGGACCUGUUCUCGCGGGGGGCCGAGGCCACCCCCUACACCUUCUACAAGACCUUCAGUGGCUCCACGCACACCUUCGAGGCUGCCGCCUUCCCCGGGCACUUCCUCAGCACCACCCAGGGGCAGGGGAAGGCACUGUCCCUGGCCCCCCCCCCCCGCCGUCACCUGCUUCUACCUGCUCCGCAAGUGACCGCGGCACCCGUGGGUGGGGGAGGCACCCGUGGGUGGGGGUGUCCUCCCCACCAUAGGUCCCCCCCAGGGUGGGGGAAUAAAGCGAUGGCGUUUGUCACAGCUUGUGGUGUGGGGUUUGGGGCCGGGGGGGGCAGGAUCGGGCCCUGUGGGGCAGGAUCGGACUCAGUGGGGCAGGAUCAGGCUAUGGGGGGGCAGGAUCGGGCCCCGUGGGGGCAGGAGGAGGGGCCUGCCACGCCGAGGGGGCGUGGCCUCACCACGGGGCGUGACCGGGGGCGGGUUGGUGUGCUGCCUUGCCCCGCCCCCGCCGGGAGGGGAGGGGAGGGGCGGAGGAAGGGGGCGGGUCCGGCGGUGCACACGCCCCGCGCCGCGCGCCGGCAGUGCCGGUAA
Molecule: messenger RNA, 1115 nt
Organism: Harpia harpyja (harpy eagle)
Lineage: Eukaryota; Metazoa; Chordata; Aves; Accipitriformes; Accipitridae
Biological process (GO): positive regulation of gene expression; cytokine-mediated signaling pathway; inflammatory response to antigenic stimulus
Molecular function (GO): interleukin-1 receptor binding; cytokine activity
Source: RefSeq, a predicted model, not a curated record